This is a messenger RNA of Geodia barretti, 1370 nucleotides long. The record is from the annotation of a GenBank genome assembly. NCBI's taxonomy places the organism in Eukaryota, Metazoa, Porifera, Demospongiae, Tetractinellida, Geodiidae.
GACCAUGGAGUGCCUGACUAUGCCACUUCACUUCUCGCCUUCCGCAAGAAAGUGAAGAAACAUCACAAGGGAGGAAUGGGACCAAUGAUUGUUCAUUGCAGGUACAAGAAUUUGCAUGGUGUAAGCUUAAACGAUUCCGUUGCCUAUUCAAACAGUGCUGGUGUGGGGAGGACAGGGACUCUGAUAACUAUUGACUGUGUUCUUGAGCAGCUGCAAGGGGAGAAGGUGGUGGAUAUAGCUGGUGUCAUCAUCCACCUCCGCACACAGAGAAUGAAAAUGGUUCAGAGCCUGGACCAGUAUGUGUUUAUCCAUGAUGCCAUUCUGGAAGUUAUUACGUGUGGAGAUACACAGAUUGAUGCUGGAGAUUAUAUCCAGAAACUAAGGAAGUACAAAAGUUCACCAAAUGCUCACCCAAAUGAAUUUGAUAACCAGUUUAAUGUUCUUGAGAAAUUAUCCCCUACACCAAUGGAAGUAUCACAGAAAGUGGGUCUUAAUAAUCCUUCCAAGAAUCGCAAUGAUCGAUACCUUCCUGGUGAUCAGUGGCGUGUUGUAUUGAGGGGAGAUAAAGUGGAUUACAUUCAUGCUGUUUUUGUUAAUGGUUACAAGCAACAGAGAGCAUUCAUCAUAGCUCAGAGUCCCAUGGAGUCCACAGCCAGAGAUUUCUGGAAGAUGGUCCAUGACAGGAAGUGUGGAGUCAUUGUUAUGCUCUGUGACUUGGUAGAAGAUGGAGAGGAGAUGUGUUAUCAAUACUGGUCUAAGACAGGAGUAGCUCAGUUUGGAGAGUAUACAGUUGAUCUGCUAGAGGAAAAGGCAGUUAAGGGAUUCCUCCUCCGUAAAAUCGCUGUUUACAACAUUAAGACUGCUGAUGCUCAUCAGGUUGUCCAACUACACAUGGUAAACUGGAGUCCUGAUGGAAGCUGCUCAAACCUCACCACAAUCACUAGUGUCAUACGUGAGAUGACGGAUAUUCAAAUGAAGACUGGGAAUCAACCAAUUGUAGUUCAUUGCAGUGACACAGUGGGUAGGUCUGGGAUGUUCUGUGCCAUAGUCACCACCAUUGAGAGGUGUAAGACAGAGGGAGUGGUGGAUGUGUUCCAGGUGGUCAAGGCUCUCAGGGUACAGAAACCUGGAGCUGUCCUCACUGUGGCUCAGUACCGCCUGUUGUUUGAGGCAGUGUUGGUGUAUCUGGAAUCAUUUGAUACAUACAGCAAUUUUGUACGUAAAUAGAUGGCUUUUAGGAACAAACUCUGUAGCAAACUGUUCAUUUAUUCACAACUGCUUUUGCUGCAUUUCACUGCUGAUUUUUAAUUAUAAUGGCCAGUUAAUGCAGUUAUCAUUUAGUGAUACAUACGACCCAACAGAAUUGCAAC